Molecule: messenger RNA, 9936 nt
Organism: Poecile atricapillus (Black-capped chickadee)
Lineage: Eukaryota; Metazoa; Chordata; Aves; Passeriformes; Paridae
Gene: SOX6
Product: SRY-box transcription factor 6
Exons: 17
Coding region: 873-3344 (823 amino acids)
Biological process (GO): central nervous system development; regulation of transcription by RNA polymerase II; cell fate commitment
Cellular component (GO): nucleus
Molecular function (GO): DNA-binding transcription factor activity, RNA polymerase II-specific; RNA polymerase II cis-regulatory region sequence-specific DNA binding
Source: RefSeq, a predicted model, not a curated record
UUUCUCAUCCUUCCCGAGUAGAGUUUAUUUUAAAAUGUAGUGACAGAUCAGCGUUGUAUUUUAAGAUCACCCACGGCAGGCGAACACAUGGUGCGGGAAGAUAUUGUACGUAAGGAACUAACACGAGAGGGAGAAAGAGAGGAAAAAUAAAAUCCGAAAUAAAUCUUUGGGAGCGGAGCGCUGCUGUCAUUGCUCCGAAGUGCUCGCGUGGGUUUCUCCUAGCGGAUAACCCCGAGAGACGCGGGAUGGAGAAAGGCGAAGGGAGUUUAGUGGUGCCUGUGGGUUCUGAGCUAAGUUUGAAGUGGGUGAGUGCUUUGAAGUUGGCCGGGGACGGCUGCGGGGAGCACACAAAGCUGCGGGAGCGGCGGCGGCCGUGCUGCGCUCGGCCACGGCGCGGCGCUGUCCCGAGGAGCCGCCGCGCUGCUCCGCCGCCGCCGCCUUAUCUCUCCCAGCAGAGCCUUCGGAUAAAGUUAUACCGAAAACUUUAAAAUCGAUAUCGCGCCCUAAUUCGUAAUACACAAGGAGGGGAGAAGAAGGCAGUCCAUCAUCAGAGAGCUCUGUUUACACCCGGGGAAGGGGAGAUGCGUGCCGCUUUGUGGCAACAGUCGACUUGGGAUUUCUUGCUGCCUUAGCUCUUUGCCGGAGGUCAUGCAAAUCGACCUUAAAAGAAUGCAUAAGCCAUAAAUUAAAAUAAACCCUUAGCCAGAGGCUGAUCCAUAAGUAGACAAUACCUAACCUGGACAAAACGGCUUCCUUUGCGAGCUGAAAAAAAGAAUAGUGCCUAAACUAAAUGCAAAGUCAGUUUCAUGAAUUCAAAAGCAACUUACCAGUGAUUUCUGGGAGCUGGGGCUGAUUUUCUUGUGUAUUUAAGAAUGUCUUCCAAGCAGGCUACCUCUCCAUUUGCAUGUGCAGCUGAUGGAGAGGAAACAAUGACCCAGGACUUAGCAUCACGAGACAAAGAAGAGGGAAACAGUGAUCAGCAUGCAGCCUCUCAUCUGCCUCUACACAAUGUAAUGCACAACAAACCUCACUCUGAGGAGCUACCGACUCUGGUCACCACCAUCCAACAGGAUCCCGAGUGGGAUGGAGUAAUCUCAGCCCAACACAGAAUGGAGUCAGAGAGUAAUAAGUUAUGUUCCCUAUAUUCCUUCCGAAAUACCUCUACCUCACCAAACAAGCCCGACGAAGGAGGUCGUGACCGCAGCGAGCUAAUGACCAGUGUUAAUUUUGGAACGCCAGAGCGACGCAAGGGAAGCCUAGCAGAUGUGGUGGACACACUGAAACAGAAGAAACUAGAAGAAAUGACCAGGACUGAGCAAGAAGAUUCAUCCUGUAUGGAAAAGCUACUUUCUAAAGACUGGAAAGAGAAGAUGGAAAAAUUAAACACAAGUGAUCUCCUUGGAGAAAUUAAAGGUACACCAGAAAGCCUGGCAGAAAAAGAGCGACAGCUCUCUACUAUGAUCACCCAGCUGAUCAGCUUACGGGAGCAGCUCCUGGCUGCCCAUGAUGAGCAGAAAAAGCUGGCAGCCUCACAAAUCGAAAAACAACGGCAGCAAAUGGACCUUGCUCGCCAACAGCAAGAACAGAUUGCAAGACAACAGCAGCAACUUCUGCAGCAGCAGCACAAAAUCAAUCUACUGCAGCAGCAAAUUCAGCAGGUUCAGGGUCACAUGCCUCCGCUCAUGAUCCCAAUUUUUCCACACGACCAGCGGACACUGGCAGCGGCUGCUGCAGCCCAGCAGGGAUUCCUCUUCCCCCCAGGAAUAACUUACAAGCCAGGAAAGAUGGAUAAUAAAGCAACACCUUCCCCCUACUCUGGGUCUCAUGAAAGCCAGAUAUUCUUCUUUCCUCACAGUUCACAAAGCCUUGAUCCUGAAGGUGAUAACUACCCUGUGCAGUUCAUUCCAUCAACAAUGGCAGCUGCUGCUGCUUCUGGACUCAGCCCUUUACAGCUCCAGCAACUGUAUGCAGCUCAGCUGGCAAGCAUGCAAGUUUCUCCUGGAGCCAAAAUGCCAUCUACUCCACAGCCACCAAAUACAACAGGGGCACUUUCACCCACUGGGAUGAAAAAUGAGAAGAGAGGGACCAGCCCGGUAACUCAAGUUAAGGAUGAAGCAGCUCAGCCACUGAAUCUCUCAGCCCGACCCAAAACAGCUGAACCUGUCAAAUCCCCAACAUCUCCAACACAGAAUCUCUUCCCAGCCAGCAAAAGCAGUCCAGUGACGGUGUCGAACAAGAGCGGCAUCCCCAGCCCGCUCAGUGGGUCUCUGGGAAGAGGAUCCUCUUUAGAUAUCCUUUCCAGUCUUAAUUCACCUGCCCUAUUUGGGGACCAGGACACAGUUAUGAAAGCCAUUCAGGAGGCUCGAAAAAUGAGAGAGCAAAUCCAAAGGGAACAGCAGCAGCAACAGCAGCCUCAUGGCGUCGAUGGAAAAUUGCCCUCCAUGAAUAACAUGGGUCUAAACAACUGCAGGAAUGAAAAGGAAAGAACAAGGCUUGAAAAUUUAGGCCCACAGUUAACAGGGAAACCCAAUGAAGAUGGAAAAAUUGGCCCUGGUGUCAUCGAUCUUACAAGGCCAGAAGAUGCAGAAGGGAGUAAAGCAGUGAAUGGCUCUGCCGCUAAACUACAGCAGUAUUAUUGUUGGCCAACAGGAGGGGCCACGGUGGCUGAAGCCCGGGUCUACCGGGACUCGCGGGGCCGUGCCAGCAGUGAGCCCCACAUCAAGCGGCCGAUGAACGCCUUCAUGGUCUGGGCCAAGGAUGAGCGCCGGAAAAUCCUCCAGGCCUUCCCCGACAUGCACAACUCCAACAUCAGCAAAAUCCUAGGAUCUCGCUGGAAGUCCAUGUCAAAUCAAGAGAAACAACCUUAUUAUGAAGAGCAGGCACGACUAAGUAAAAUCCAUCUAGAAAAGUAUCCUAAUUACAAAUACAAGCCUCGACCAAAACGUACCUGCAUUGUGGAUGGGAAGAAACUGCGUAUUGGUGAAUAUAAGCAACUGAUGAGGUCUCGAAGACAGGAGAUGAGGCAGUUUUUUACCGUAGGACAACAGCCUCAGAUUCCAAUCACCACAGGAACAGGAGUUGUCUACCCUGGUGCUAUUACCAUGGCAACCACCACGCCAUCCCCUCAGAUGCCAUCGGAUUGCUCCAGCACCUCUGCCAGCCCUGAGCCCAGCAUCCCUGUCAUCCAGAGCACUUAUGGUAUGAAGACGGACAGCGGAAGCCUUCCUGGAAAUGAAAUGAUAAACGGAGAGGAUGAAAUAGAAAUGUACGAGGACUAUGAGGAUGAUCCCAAAUCAGACUAUAGUAGUGAAAACGAAGCCCAUGAGGCAGUCAGUGCCAACUGAGGAGUGUUCACAGAAUUAAAGUACUCAGACUUAUUUGGGGUUUUUUGGGGUUUUUUUGAACAAAAGUUCUUAAAGAGCCUGCAUGCAUGUGUGGCUCCUACAUUUACAUCAGCAGAAUGGUCUUAAAUGUUUCUUAUCGUGUGAGACAGAUUGUUUCCCUAAUUUUUCACGAACUUGGGUUUUUUUUUGUUUUGUUUUUGUUUUGUUUUUGAAUUUAGAUGAAGACAUAAAUAUCAGACAUCAGGACUUGAAAACUUAUAUGAAUCAAUAGCUGUCUUACAAGUCUUACCUUUUGUCUUUUUCUGUUUGGAUGCUGAUAAGGGUUUAAGUUACUGUUUUAGAUGGGGGUUAUACAUUCUCACUCAGGUAUGCUGUGCCAGCCUACAGGUUGUGAAUGUGUUUUUAUUCUGGAUUAUUUUAGAAAACAAAAACUGCAGAUUUCAUAUUGUGAAAUAGAACAAGUCCACAAGUGUGCACACCUGUGCAUCAUAGCUUGUCUUUAAAAGAAGUCUCUGAAUUCCAUUUUUUUUUCCAUAUGUAUAGCUGAACUUCUGAUGUGCCAAACUUUUCAUAACUUUUGAAUCUUAACAUUUAAACAAAAAGUCUUAAAGGAGACACUGUAAAGUCUUAGACAAUCCUUUGGCAUCUUUAAAAAAAAGUUAUAUAUAAAACCUAAUUUUUUUCCAUAAUAUGGUAAAGUACUCAGGAAUCUGGAGACAAGAUAUUCUUAAUUAGUGAACAUGGUUGCCAUAGUGCAUGUGCCCAAUUGCUUUUGCCUCUUGAUGUGCCAUUAGUGUGAAAUUUUAAGAAAGCACAAAAGAGCGAUCACCAGCUAUGGACUGGCCUGUCUUAGCAGUGUGAGGCCACCUCUGAUUACAUUCUCUACCCCUUUGCUUUUAACCCUUGCAUUCAGUCUUAACACAUUUUCUCUUAAAUAAUUUAUUCAUUCCAGAAUGUCAAGGGUCCAAAUACUUAAUAUUUAUUUUUAAAAGUACAGUUGGUGGCAUUACACUUACAAUUCCUUAUUGAUAUUUUAAAGCGCCUCUUUGUUCCCCUUCCCUAAAUCACACAAGUAUAUGAAAAUAAAAGUGCACCUGCUACUAAAAUGAACAUGACCUUUAUGAAUGAGAAAUUCACUUGUUCCUCUAGCACUGUAUGUUCAAGGAGCACUUGGAAACACUCUGCUAUAUGUAUUGCAAAAUAAAGUGAGUACUUUUAUAUGUACAUAGAGUACAAAUACCCCUAAAAAUGUGUUUAUAGUUUUAAACCUCUGCACUUAGCAAGGGCAGAUGUAAAAUCAAAACUGCAUUUACAGGCCACCUGUAUGCUGAAUUUUUAGGGCCUGAGGAAUCUGUGGCAAAUUAUGGCUCUGUACAUCAUGUUCCUAUUGCCACCUGAAGGAACUAUGGUACCUUAAGUAUUUAUGCAGUGAUUUAUUUGCGAGACUCCGAGUGGGGGAGGGAAGGCCAUUCAAAUAUCUAAUUGCAAAGGUGGAAAAAUGGGUAAUAACAAUAAAAAUAUUUAUUGUUUAUUAGUCACGUGGGAAUGUGACUUGUCAAGCGCUUUGGGAUGUUUGGACGUAAGGUGCUAUAGAAACCAAAAUUUCUGUUUGUAUUGCUUCUAGAAAUAAUGCAAUUAUUGGAGAAAAUUCUGGGAAAUAUGCAAGAGAGGCAUUCAAAGACUGUGAAUUAUUAGAUUUCAAAGAUGGAGGAGAAACUGCUUUUAUUUUUUCCCCUCAUACUCCACUGCUGCUCACAAAUAGAUCACUGUAUAUAUAUACAGUUCCAACAGGCCUGAGGAGUAACUGUGCUGAAACUCCUCAACUCCCUCAGCUUUUAUUUGGAAUUGGCUGUGUUCAGCCCACUGGUGAUAAGUUCAGACUUGGGCUGAGAGGUACCAGUGGGCCUAGAGCAGCUCCACUGGAAGUCUGGGAGCAUCUUCUCACAGAGCUGUGCAGGUUUUGCUUUGGACAAAAAAAGGAAUCUGUGUUAGCCAGCUGUCCCUGUGCAUUAUGUUCUGCAGAUGCUCCUGUGAACUGCAAUGGCACGAUGCUCUGUGGAGCAGCAGUUGCCUUCCUCACAGCCCCACUGAUACCUGUUCAGUCAGAAACAGCCAUUUUUGCAGCUGUAGGAAUUGUGUUUCUAUGUGAGAGAAUGACCCCCCCUAGACAAAGAGGAUUUUUCAAUUUACAGGACAAUUCAUAAAGAUAAUGGCAUAGAAACAAAAUGGUCAGAUUUCUCUGACCAUUUUGUAAUUUGGAACAAAAAAAGCUAUAUUUUUAAUAUUUAUUUAAUUGUGUUCUGAGUCCAUGUCUAAUAAGCAAUAAACUGGUCUAGCCAAGUCUUUAAAGGCAUAUGCUGUGUCAUUAGCUGGUGAGCGUCCUCUUUAGGCUAAGGUACUGAUAGAAAGUGUUUUGUUGUUCUUAAGAUAGCUUGGGAAUUUGAACUGGUUUUAACACAUUCAGCUCAGAUUGCGGGGAGGACAUCAUUAUUUCUUAAAAAAAAAAAAACAAACUAUUUAUUAAUGUCUUACAUAAUUCUCCAGUUAGAAGUAUCUCUCCCUCCCCCCAUGUCACUUUCUUUUUGUCUUGCUCUCUUUUUUUUGGUUUUGUUGCAUAGGUAGAAUGCUGUAUUGCUAGCAUUGUAUUUUAUGUAAUUAUUUUUUUGCACAAAAGCAAACAUUUAGAUUAGUUGGUUUUGUUUUUUUUUUCUUAAUUUUUAUGACCAUGCCAAAAUAAUAUUCUGCAGGCUUGUGGAGAACAAAGGACUGUUCUUUAGGACUGAAACUUGAUUUUGCUUGUAGUACAAAAAAAACACACACUCACAGAUGUUGUUUCGUAAGUGUUAUAAGCACUGGAUAUAAAUGGUAUUUUUUAUCACUUCUGACUAAUGUGAAACUGUUGUACGAAAACUACAUGAACAAAAGUCAUCUGUUUUGACUCGUGUGGGCCUGCCUCACAGUUGCCGGAUUUGAGUCAUUUUUAUGUCUUGUUAUUUCAUUUAUUUAUGCAAAAUACAUGUAUGUAUGAACACUUUGUUUUAGCUCCAGUCCUGCCUCAAUGCUGAUGCUCUGGAUGUUAAAGCCACAUUCUUGAAAAAUGACUGGCUGUUCAGGAAUCACAAGCUGGUAAAUAUUGCAUUUACUGGCUGUGGGAGUGUGAGGAACAUAUUUGAAUCUGAAUUGUGCCUAUGAGCAUGUUAUUCUAUUUAUUAGCCAACAUUGGCUCUAAAAUGUCAGUAGGAAUCAAGGAAGGACAAUCAUAAGGAUGAAACCCAAUAUUUUUACUUUAUUAAUUGGAGCUCAAAACAAAGUUUUUGAUGAAUUUACCAUCUCAUUUUAGAUUUUUUUAAAAUUGUGUAAAUAUAACAUAGGAAAUAGAAUUUUAUUUUUUGUUCAUGGAUACUUAGUGAAGUAUAAGUUAUGUAUUUACUUUUGUUCUAUAUCAGUGUAUGUUGGUCCAUAUUAAAUGCUGACAAGUCACUGUACCUCAUGUAGAUGCUGAAUUUACACCCGCAGUGUGAGCGCAGUAUUGUGGACCUGUAGCUGGGACAGCAAGAUGCCUCACUUGUGCUCUGAUUUUUAAUAGCAUAUUCCACAAACAGGGAAUACAUUCUUCUAUUUUAGAAAGUUGAUACAUGAAACAUGCCAAAUUUUGGCUACAUUUGAUGGGAAACACAGUCUUCUGAAUCCAAGUAAAACCAAUGAGAUAUUUUACUUAACCAGAAUGGCAUUUGGAAGUAAAAAGCAUAUCCCUGAAAGAUUAAAAUGACUGAAAUGGCCCUUGCAAAGCAGGCAAGACUAAGUAAUAUCAAACCUUUAUGUUGUACAUUCAUUUAAUCAUGUUAUUGUUAUAUUAGGCUAUAAUACCAGAGAAAUUGUUCACACAAUAUACAAAGAAGAUUUAUACAAUUGCUUCUUAAGCUUUGUGUUUGAGGCCCCUUAGAAACUGACUGGAAAAAUAGCUCCAUUCAGGAGCACUAAUAUAGUAAUACUAUUUUCUCUGUGAACAGUUUAUUUAAUUAACAGAUGCAAUAUAUUUUCUUUUGGAGAAUUAUUGAAUACUCAUAUUCAAGAGAAGAAAACUCCUCCAAACAGUCUGAUUACAGACAGAAUAGUUCACUUCUUAUUUUAUAAAAAUGGAAGAUAAAGGUCUCAAUGGAAACCAUGCUGCUUUGCAGGGUUUACAUGCAGAAACAAGUCUGCAGAAUUGGCCAAAUUCUGGUCUGCCUGUAUGUUUGGGCAUUGCCAUUUAGCUUGUGAAACCACAGGAUCCUGAAGUGCUCCCAAAUCAGCAUACUUCAGGUGCAGAGUGAGGCAGGGGGAGGGAAAAGAUGGGAUGGCUCUGGGAUGGACAUGCAAACCCAACAGCAGCAUUAGUCCCAAUAAAUACAUGACCCUGCGCAAAGGGCACAGCAGCCAGCUGUGGGCAGCUCCUGCUUUGGAUAAACACAACACAGCCCUGUCCCUGUGCCGUCUAAUCUCUGGGCUGGCUUUCUGGAUUUUGUUUUUCAGCCACAUCAAAGGCAUGGCAUUUCAAAAUCACCUCCCAGUGGAACAUUCUACAAGAUUUAGACCCUUACCUACCUGCUUAAUACGAAGCAGAUUAGUACUUCCACGGUGGUCAUGAGGACCAGUGCAGUGUUGGUGUUAAGUGGGGUGAACUUUGCUGAGCCAGGGCCACAGUAAGAAAAACUGCACUGGAGAUGCAGCCAGCAAGAUGUAUGAUAGAGUUCUUCAUGUUUUUAUGAGAACUUAAUAAAUGGGCUUGGGCCCCUUGGUAUUUUGCAUGCUUUUAUAAGACUCAACUUGGCACUUAAGCAUGUUCUUUUAAAAGAAUAAUACUAUAUGACCUCAUUUGAUCUUUUACAAAACACCUUUUCUUUUAAAAAAACUAAGCUUUUUUUUUUCUUUUUGGUAAAUCCCAUUAAAAUCUGUGAUUUUUCUCAGAUGAAGCUACAUUUUUGAUGUGUAGCAAUGCCCUGCUACAGAAGGAAAAAAACAAUGUAUAUACAAAACCAUUUCAUUUUAAUCUGAUGCCCUUUUUUAACUACCAGAAUUGUUGGAAAUGGUGACAAAGAAGUAUUCUGAGAUUUCACAUGCUGGGUAAAAAGGGGUAGGGUGGGGUAAACUGGGUUAAAGGAAAACUUAUCAAAUUGGUAUUUAUGGCAAUAUGAAAGCUAUAAAGCAACUUAGUGACAUGGCUUGCUUUGUAAUUUCCGCUUUCUAAAAACCACAAGUGAGGUCCUUGGUGCUCUUGGAGUAUGGGGAAUGUGCAAAUAUUUAACUGUUCGUAUGCUGCACAUUGCAGACCUGCUAAUGUGCAUUCUCCGUUUGUCUUCCUUUGUCAUUUGUGUUUUGCUUUCCAGAAAGCAAUGUUGUUUGUUUUUUUUCUUGUACCCUUCUUCAGCUGGUAGCAAACUAGAAUGCUUAGCAUUUAUGUUCAUUCAUUAUUGUAUUUCACAUGUAAAAUUUUUUUUAUUACAUUAAGACAAGCUUAUAAGCUGUUACUACAUAACUUAUCUUACUGUAACUCUUAUUUCCUGACAUUGUAAUUUGUUUGUGAUGUAUAUUGUGAGAUUGUACUCUAUGUUAAUUUAAUCGGCACAAUUCACUGACAUGCUGGACUGACAUGCCUAGCUGCUGUUUCAAAUUGUAAAGUUUGUGUAGAGCUGUUGGGACAACUGAGACUCUCUUGUCAAGGUACUAUGCUUUGAUUCCUAUAGCAACACCGUGGGUACAGCUCUUACUGACGAGGGCUGCUUGUUAAACAGCCACUGGCUUCUUAAUGGGCAGGUUUUCUUUGUAGAAAUUCUAUAUACAGUGCAGGUACCUACCUGGGCCCAUGGCCGGUAAUUAUUUGGGCGUUUAGAGGAAAAACUAGUGUCUAUUGCUGCUUUGAAUAUGUUUUAAAGUCUGAAAAUGUAAAUAGUUUAUCAAAAAAAAAAAUCUUGUACAGUCCAGUGUAAAGUUUUUAAAUGAACUUAAAGGUUGCCAUCACAUCUCACACUCUCCUCUUGAUACAGUAAAAAGAAAAAAAAAGAAAGAAAAAGUUUGCUAAGGAUAUUGAUUUAAGAAAAAAAAUCUGUUCUCAGAUUAAAAAAGAGAAUAGUUAUUCUUAGCUCUGCUUCAUUGCAUAAACAGAUUUCUUGGAUUUUGUUGUGCAGUAUUGACGUGAGGUAAAUUAAAUAUUAAAUAAUCUUUCAGUGGUACUUUUAAGAGUCUUCUCCUCCUCUGCCUCAGUUAUUGAUGGAAAAGACAAAAUUGAAAGACACUGUCCAUAUACAGUAUGUUCUGGUGUACGUUGGCACCUUACCUACAUGUUUUGGGUGGGAGGGUUUUUUAAAUUUUCUUUUUCUUUUUUUUUUUUUUUUUCUUUGCACAAGGUGCUUUCCUGAUAUGUUAAACAUGUCAUCUUUGGGUGAUACAGUAUAUGCCAUGAUAGGGGUUUAGACCCCUCAGGGGAGUGUCUAUAAGACUGCCUAUUUAUGCUCAUUUACCUCAAGACUGUCCUCUCUACCCUUAAUCUAUUCACCAUCACUCCAUCUUUUGUACUGCUGUUGACACUUACAAAUUAAAGAUAAAUUUUGUUUUA